UGCCCCUACCUCAUCCCCACUCUGUCCAAAGCUGCGCGAAGCGUGGUCGUUCUCUCUGUGAACGCAGUAUAGAAGACGCACACGGGCACACGUAUUUACGGCGCGUUUCUUGCGUUCUGUGGUUUCUUGUGUGCGGGAGUGCGCGCGCGCGUGGCCGAACGGAUAUCUUGAUCGGAUUGUUCGAGAGAACUUCCGAAAGAUGCUUCGCGCACGUUUAUGAGGACAGUUCGUCAGAAGUUGAAGAAUCUCGAUGAGAAGCGAUGGAGGCCGCAGAAGUCGAAGACGAUUGUACCCUUCCUUUGGCUUUAGAAGAUGAUCUCGUCGAAGACGAUCCCAUCGUGAAAGAGAUACCAGUGUACCUUUCCAAGACUUUGGCGGAAAACUUGUACAUCGUUCAGUAUCCCGCAUAUAUGAAGAAUGGCUGCACCAACGCCACCUUCUCCAAGACCUUCGUCAAGCCUGAAAAUCAGAAGAUUCGCGCAGAACUGGCAAUAGAUACGACGAAUAAGCAAUCCUACGAUGACAGUAUGGGAAAGCAGUUCGCUGUCAACACAGACGAGAGGUCUACGGAGAACGACGGCGAGAAAACAUUUGAUAGAAUCUCUUUCAGCGGCUUGAUGGACAAAAUUGUGUUGACCUCGGAACGGACGUUGUCGCAUUGCUCCAAUUUCGCAGCCGGGAUCUUUCAGGACGGCGAGCUGCAUCUCACACCGUUGAAGGCGAUGCUGCAUAUGAAGCUGCAGUGCGAUUAUCUGGACGAGAACGAGAAGCACGUCAGGGACGGGACGAAGGGCGCGGGAGAAGACGACAAUGAGGAGGAGGAUAAGGCCACGUCGGUGAAGGUAAAAUUCGCUAGGCAUCUGUCGGACAACCUGAAGAAGCUGCAGGAACAGUCCUUCCAACAUCACUACAAAAAAAGCCAGGAGGAGAGUUGGAUACUUACGAAUUACACGCCGGUUUACGACACGCAGGCCGAGUCGACGCGGAUGGAGAUGUUCUGCCCAACCGAAGACUCGAUAAACUCCCUCAAUUUGGCCAAGGAGAAUUAUCUGGAUCAAUUGGUACCUCAGUUACCUGAAAAGUGCUACUCUGAAUCCACCAUCGUGAAUCAGACGGAUCUUCACUACGUCAGGACCUUGACUUUGCAGGAGCAAAUCAAAAGAAUUAUGAAGCAAGUGAAAGUCGUAUCCUUCAAAAGGCUGUGCGAAAUCUUACCGCCAAAACAGGACACACAACUAAUACUCAAGUAUUUGCAGCAAGUGGCUAUGCUGGUGCAGGGUAACUGGGUUGUGAACAGCGAAUUGAUAUACACCAAAGAGAAUAAAGAGGAUAAGUUCCCCGAGAUUAUGUGUAAUGCUCGUGAUACUAUUUUAUUAUCGUUUACCAAGCAUCUAUUUCUCAAACGCAAUAUGAUUUCGUCCGUCGUCAAAUUGUCGCCGGAAGAGAUUAGUGAAAUUUUCGAGGAUCUUGGAACAACCGUAUCGAAGAAGGGUUGGCAGCUGAAAGAACCACCCGACUGGGACUUCUGUAACAAAUUUACCGAUAUCGUCCAGCGGCAAGAAAGAUUUUGGGAAGCAAAGAGAAAACAUCGCGAAACGAUGGAGGCGCAGAAUCAGCCACCGCAGCGCCAGCGCCGAAAGUCAAACCGGGAGUCGUUGGGCUCGGAAAACGAGGAGAGAAACGUCGGCCGUGGCCGAAAGUCAGUCAAGGAGCCAUCGCUGUCGGAUAACGAUGGUGCGAUGACUGAGCCGGCUAAGCACAAAAAAAGUCGUUCCAGAAAAAUAUCGGAGACCACCACGUGACCAAAAGCGAUACAGCGAGAUAGUUUAAAGUUUCCUUUUUCGCCCAUCUUACCAAUCGUCACGUUAGAUCGAAUUAUGAAUCAUGACAUUUUUUCGCAGUACGAUCAGCCUAUAUCGCAAGCCGACUUUUCCAGAGAUAUAUUUAAAGCACGUGUCCACAAACAUUAAUUCCUGAUUAAUGCAUAAGUGUGGUAUAUUACUGACAUAUACGUAUUGCGCUAUGCAUGUAUUGCACGUAUACGCGUACGCGCAUUUGCGUGUGCAUGCGUGCGUAUAUUUGUAAUAUAUUACACACACACAAAUUUAGGAGAUAAUUAAGAUGUAACAUACUAUAUUCGUACGUAUAAUGUUUCCCUUAAUUACGGUCUAGACAUUCUGUAGAUUCUGACCAGAAAUUAGCAAGGAUUUUAGUACACAUAUACAUACAUUAGAGAUAAUUAAAUUGAAGUAAUAUAAUUGAACUUGGUAUAGAGACAAACGCAUACUUUGAGUAUGACUGAGCAGCUUUGCCAGCGACAUACUUUUCGUUCUUGCAUUGUCACGCGUACACGCUCGCACACACAUGUACAAGUUUUAUGUAUAUAUAAAAUCUAAAAAAAAACUUACACAUGCAUAUAAAGUUCUAUAGAAAUGUAUUGUAAUAAUGUUCCUGAAUGUACUAUUUCGUAAACGCUUGUUGAUUAUGGAUAUUAAUUGUUAGCGUAAAUAUAUUCGUGAUAUCAUUUCGUGUUUUAUCCUUAAGUAUACUUUGUAUAUCUUUGUUUAGGAGAAAUAAAUUUGAGUCUUUUAAGAAAAACUGAUUAAACAAUUAA
Messenger RNA from Vollenhovia emeryi, 2614 nucleotides. It is a transcript of the gene Polr3E, whose product is annotated as DNA-directed RNA polymerase III subunit RPC5. Gene Ontology annotation, cellular component: nucleus; RNA polymerase III complex. Lineage: Eukaryota; Metazoa; Arthropoda; Insecta; Hymenoptera; Formicidae. Gene Ontology annotation, biological process: DNA-templated transcription. Bases 261 to 1802 code for a protein of 513 amino acids. The transcript is spliced from 8 exons. The record is from RefSeq and is a predicted model, not a curated record.